UUUCCAUAUUCUGAUCCUGUAAUUUCAUGGUGUACUAUUAAUUUCUUAUAUGCAGCCCGAAACUAAAUGCAUGAUGGAUUAUUAAAUCCACCAUGACUGCGGGUAGAAUUAAAAAAAUUCUCUAUGUGAUCCUGACAUAAUUUAUAAGUUAACAAAUAUUCCAAAUUAUAUAUAUUACUUAAGGGGAUACUAAUACUUACAGAUGAAACGAUAUGUCACUCUUUUUUUUAUAACGUCUUUUACUUUUAAAUAUAGCAAGUUGCUACCAUUAUAAAUAGUAACACGUCAAAUCAAUUUUAGGUUAUUUUUGGUAAAUAUUUGCGAAAUCAUAAGUAAAAGUUCCAAAUAGCGAUUUUUCCGGAUAGCGACUUGUCCAAAUUUUAAUUUCGAUUUUUUGCGAAAAAUAAUUAGUAUGCAAACAAAAUUUUAAAAAAUAUGCAAAAUCUAGCAAAUGGCUAGCAAUCGAAUAGCAUUUUUCAAAUUAUUGGAAAUGUUAGUACGACAGCUGACUUCAUACCGAUGAAGCAAAGAGAAUUCGACGUAGUUAGACGUGGUUCGACGCGCCCGCCGUACCCACUAAUAUCAAAGUUUAAAAAGAGAUAUAAAAAUGAGUUUUUGCGUUGUAUAUAAUUGCAAAAAUCGAAAACACAAGAACAAAAAAAAUAUUGAACAAUUAGAGAUGGAACGUGUUCUAAAUAGAAACAUUUCAUUUCAUUUGUUUCCUCAAGAUAUGGCAAUGCGCAAGAAAUGGCUCGAAGCCAUACAUUUACAAAAUUAUGAGCCAAAAAAAUCUGCUACAGUUUGUUCUGUUCAUUUUAAAGAAACGGAUUAUCAGUUUAAUCAUAAAUAUUGCAAAUUAAAAAAAGAUGCUGUUCCACAUGUAAAUACACAUUUACUUAAAACUGAAAUUCAACCUAAAUACACAAAUGUAGAUAAGCCUCGAGUUCAGACAAAUUUAGAUAAGCCUUUAAUUCAGAAAAAUUUACAUGAGCCUCCAAUUGAGAAAACUUCAAAUGUGCCUCCACUUCAGAUAGAUUCAGAUAAUCCGCCACCUCAGACAUAUUCAAAUUAUCCUCUUCUGCAGACAGUUUCAAGUAAUUUAGACCAUCAAAACAUUUCUAUUGAAGAAAAUAAAGCUGAUAAUACCAAUAAAAUGGUGCAUCGUUCGACUAGUAUAUCUCCUGAUAGAAUUAUGAAUUCACCAGUAAAAACUAGAAUUCGAAAAGUGUACAAAAAUGAAAUUAAACAUUUAAAAAGAAAACUAUCUAUAAGUCGGUAUAAGCAAAAAAGAACACAGAAAAAAUUAUGUGCAUUAAAGAAUAUAUUAAAGGAGCUGCAAAAACAGAAUCUACUAGCAGCAGAAGACAACGAUAUUUUACAACAUUUAAAAGCAGAAUCUUGAUUGUAACUUUGACAUAGAGUCAAAUAAUUUCCAAAGAUGGUUUAAACAUUCAAGUACGGACACCAAGGUCUCUGUCUUUUUGGAAGCAUGCCGUAUGCUAAAGUUGGUAAGAAAUACUCUUGGCAUUAUAAAAGAACUUUUAGAUAGUGCUGGAAGUAUAAUAAAAUGGGAAUAUUUUAAAAAGUUACAUUAAUUACAAAAAAAAGGUCUCCAUCUUGGUAACAAAUUAAGAACUAAACACAGAUUUUUAUAAAAACAAGAUGAAAGUCAAAUUAGCAAGUCAAUUAUCGAGCACAUCAGUUGCAAACAGCAUUGGAGUUUUGCAAAGACUUGUUACAGUUGCUACAAUUUAAAGAUUGUUCGGCAACUAUAAAAUGUAUUUCUAUUAUUAAUGAUUUAUUUAAUAUUUUUAAUUCAAAAAAUAUAAGUGAUGUCAAUGUGAUUUCAAAAAACCGAUAAGUGCUAAUAAUUAUUUAGAAAUUUUUAAAAAACUUAAAAAAUAUAGAGAGUAUAUUAAAACAUUAGAAUUUGUUAAAAACCAAAAAAAUAAAAAAUUUCAUUUAAAAACUAAAACUGAUUUUCUCGGAUUUUUGAUAAAUAUAAAAAGUUUGAAAAAUAUGUACAAAUUUAAUUGCGUUGAUAAUAAUUUUUUAGAAUAUAUUCAAGCGUAUAAAAUGAGCCAAGAUUUAGAGUUAUUAUUUAACAGUAUACGUUCUCACAGUGGCUAUAAUAAUUAUAACCCCAAUGUUAAACAAUUUAAAGCCACUUUUAAAAAAUUAAUAACACACAGAAAUACGAAACACAGCAAAUGAUAACUGUAUACCUCUAAAAAAUAUUCCAAUAUUAUGUAAACUGUCAAUAGAUAACUCUAUUAAUGUUAUAAAUGCGACGAUAAAUGAAAAUUUAUAUCCAAACUGGCUUAAUAUGUUUGACACAAAAUGUAUUAAUCACGAUUAGCGUAUGGGAUUUGCAAAAAUCUAAUUAAUUUCUAUCGUAAUUGUGAACAAUAAAUUAAUGAAAGCUUAUCGUA
Molecule: messenger RNA, 2432 nt
Organism: Monomorium pharaonis (pharaoh ant)
Lineage: Eukaryota; Metazoa; Arthropoda; Insecta; Hymenoptera; Formicidae
Product: THAP domain-containing protein 1-like
Exons: 5
Coding region: 608-1402 (264 amino acids)
Molecular function (GO): sequence-specific DNA binding
Source: RefSeq, a predicted model, not a curated record